Messenger RNA from Babesia microti strain RI, 1131 nucleotides. RefSeq lists its product as hypothetical. Lineage: Eukaryota; Apicomplexa; Aconoidasida; Piroplasmida; Babesiidae. The coding region runs from base 1 to 1131 and encodes 376 amino acids. The record is from RefSeq and is a predicted model, not a curated record. The transcript has a single exon.
AUGGUAAAUGGCGUGUAUAGGGUGGUGCAAGAGCUGCUAGGUCGGUCCCUUUUGGGCAUCGCUGCAGUCAAGUCGCUAUCACCAAAAUCACCUGUGAUCCUGACACUUUUGCAAUUAAUCAAUUUGAGAUAUAUUAUGAAGUCUGUGAUUGAUUUAGUAGACUACCUAAUUGGUUUCUCUUUUUUUUCAUGCUGCUCUGAUCCCCCAGAUAAACGCAUUAAAACCGUGCAAACACCGGAAACAUCAACCACCAGUUGCAUUGAGCCUGAUUCGGCUGAUGAAUUGUUCCCCUUAUCCCAAACAUCAAGUGUUGAGAAUUUGGAUGAACUCCAUGAUUCAUGCAGCCAAGGUGAUCAAUAUCUGACUGAUCUAACUGAUAAGGAAAAUACUGACGUGUUAAUAGAUGGCAUUGGUUCAUCGGCGUGUUAUGAAGCAAUCACAGACGUGAAAAUUGCUGCUAAACAUGUGGCGAAGGUUUCGAAUAUCCAAGCUAGACGGGCCAGACGUAUGGGAUCACACCUACGAAAAGUUAACUAUACUGGCGCUGUUGGAGCUCCUCCUCCAUACGAAUUACAAGAAAUAAUUGCGCCUCUCAAUACUAAAUUGCCUUCAAACACCGCAAUUGCUGGUGGUAUUUAUCUCACAUAUUCUCUCACCGGCAACGGUUCCCUUACACGUAUAUAUUCAACGUCAGAACCUAAACUGGAUGAAGAUACUGUUAUUAUCGCAUAUUCUAUGCCAAAAAAAAUGAUCUCUUCAUUUAAAUACGAAAAGGGGUCAGAGCUUCUAAUUGGCAACUUGGGAAAAGUUUUGACGAGCCACUUUGUGAAUGACCGCAAGCCUUUCUACACAGCUUGGAUUGACUAUAUCAAGGUGGCUAAUUCGUACAAUUCAACUUUAUAUUUGUUACCUGAAUUUAGUGUUUCCCCCCCGCCAAAGGUGCAGAUUGUUUGCAUAAAAAAGGGGGAUAAGACGAUUUCAGGGCUUCCCGUUGACGCCCCUAUUGUGCUGGAUGAAUAUGAUGUUAUUGCGGCAUUGCCUCCAGGCAUAGGGGCUAUUAAAAUAGGCACUACUACCAGGUCCCAGCUUUUGUGUUUGACCACCAGAUUUGGGGCGAUUGUUGAACUCUGA